Messenger RNA from Botrytis sinoallii, 421 nucleotides. RefSeq lists its product as uncharacterized. The coding region runs from base 1 to 336 and encodes 111 amino acids. NCBI's taxonomy places the organism in Eukaryota, Fungi, Ascomycota, Leotiomycetes, Helotiales, Sclerotiniaceae. The record is from RefSeq and is a predicted model, not a curated record. The transcript has 3 exons.
AUGGACUCGUAUGAUCCUAAAGCCUGGGCUGUUACCUCUAUUCAAGAUGAUUCGACAACACUUCCUAUGCAAACUAUUGCCAAGAAUCAGAAUUCGGGGUCUAAAAACAUGCAACCCAACCGACUUGUGCCGAUUUUCCGUCCAUACAUCGUGACUAAUGUCAAUGAUGUAUUACGGAUGAUAGAAAAGAUUGAUAACGGCGCUGGUAAGAGUAAGAGUAAGACCGCAGGGUCCUCCACAGUCUUACAAGAGAACACAUUGGGAGUCAUUAGCAUUGCAGUAGAAGGCUCGUGGAAGCAUCCGUAUCGCAACUUGGAACCAAUUUUCUACGGAUAAAAUAAUUCCUUAACAAAUAGUUUAUAUGUUUUUUGUAUUGAGUAAUGGCUUUGAUUGUAACCUCCGCGAUUUAGAUUUAGGAUAU